Candidozyma haemuli is the source of this 954-nucleotide messenger RNA. Its product is annotated as ubiquitin-protein ligase peroxin 10. Gene Ontology annotation, molecular function: zinc ion binding. The transcript is spliced from 2 exons. The coding region runs from base 1 to 954 and encodes 317 amino acids. Gene Ontology annotation, cellular component: peroxisomal membrane. The record is from RefSeq and is a predicted model, not a curated record. Gene Ontology annotation, biological process: protein import into peroxisome matrix. Lineage: Eukaryota; Fungi; Ascomycota; Pichiomycetes; Serinales; Metschnikowiaceae.
AUGUCGAAAACCAAUGAAAAUGCAGCGAACCAGAAAGACAGCUACUUUGAAAACCUGCUAAGGUCACAAGUCGUGGAUGCUUUGCAUAUAUUUAAGGGCCAGAAGUUUGUUAAUUUGCAUCCUGAAGAGAUUGGCGUCGCAACAAAGCUGAUAUACUUCUUCCUUACGACGUUAAUAGGAGCCAGAACCUUGGGUGAAGAGUAUGUUGAUCUUGUGUAUGUGAAUAGGGCCGGAACGAGGCUUCCCAAGCUUCUUCCAAGAUUGGGGUUUAUUUUGCUGUAUGCAUUGUUGCCGUAUGUGGCGACGAGAAUCAUUAAGAAGAUACGGUCUAGGAUGGGCUCUGAUGAGUCAAAGAAUGAUCCUUGGUAUAAGCAGGUCCUCACGUCGUAUCCGAAGCUUUUGGAUACGAUUAUUAAUGUUCAUGUGGCUAUAUUUUACUUUGAGGGGUCUUUCUAUUCGAUUUCCAAGCGUAUAUUUGGUCUCAGGUACGUCUUUGGCCAUAAUAAGGACCCUAAGAAGCUCCAGAAGACAGGUAACUAUUCAGCCUUGGGUGUGAUCAUUUUGCUUCAGUUUGCCAUCAAGCUUUUGAUCAAAUUCAAGGAAUACUCAGAUGAGAGUAACAGGACAGAAGAGGAGAAGAACCUCGCUAAGGCAGAGGCCGAAUCAUAUGAGAACUUCAGAAAAGUGCAGCAGCUAGAAAGCUUGAGACAGCAUUUCGAUGACGAUGUGGACGAGAAGGUGAAUAUUGACUUGAGCGAUUCUAAGCAGUUGCCGUACCUUCCUGAAAGUGCAAGAAGCUGUAUGCUUUGUCUUUCGCCUAUGGUUAACCCAUGUGCAGCUAACUGUGGACACAUGUUCUGCUGGGAUUGCAUUGUCGACUGGACUCGCCAGCAUCCCGAGUGCCCUUUGUGUAGACAAGUGUGCUUGGAGCAGAACUUGUUGCCUUUGCGCUAG